AUGUCAACCGGUUUUUGCAUUCCAGAAAAGCGCGAACAGCUCAUUUUGACCGCCAAACUUGCCGAACAGUGCGAGCGCUACGAUGAGGUGUUGGUGUGUAUGAAGCGCGCGGUGAAGUUGGAUCCUCACCUCUCCCGUGAGGAGCGUAAUUUGCUCUCCGUGGCCUACAAAAACAUCAUCGGCGGCCGCCGCUCUUGCUGGCGUAGUAUCACCUCCCUAGAACUCAAGGAGGAGGCCAAAAAGGAGAAAAACCUAAACCUUAUCAAAGGCUUUAAACGGCAGGUGGAGAAGGAGCUGGCGGAGAUCUGCACCGACGUCCUGGAGCUCUCGGACAAAUACCUCAUCCCCGCUGCCGAUAACGACGAGAGCAAGGUCUACUACUACAAACUCAAAGGGGAUUACCACCGCUAUUACGCCGAGAUCGAGGCCAGCUCGGAGGCCCAGAAGAACCUCGCGCUGGAUGCCUACACCCUGGCCUCGGAGCAUAUCACCUCGUUGAAUGUGACCUCGCCGGUGCGGCUCGGGCUGGCCUUGAACUUCUCCGUGUUGUAUUAUGAGAUUUUAAAACGGCCAGAUAUGGGCUGUCAGCUCGCUCGCGAGGCCUUCGAGGAGGCCCUCAGCGAGCCUAAAGUGCUCGACGAGGAGCAAAAUAAGGAGGCCGCGCUGAUUAUGCAGCUCUUGCGGGAUAAUCUCGCGCUCUGGACAGAGGAUGCCCACCCGGAGAGCCCGGAUGACGGAACCGCGAUGGAGGAGCUUGAAUAA
Messenger RNA from Phytomonas sp. Hart1, 762 nucleotides. The record is from the annotation of a GenBank genome assembly. Lineage: Eukaryota; Euglenozoa; Kinetoplastea; Trypanosomatida; Trypanosomatidae.